AUUGCAGAAUUAAAAGCGGAAAGUCAAUCGGUUGGAGGAUGUGGAGGUUUAAUUGGAAGAAAGAAAGGAGCCGUGGCUAUUCGUAUAAACUACGAUGACAUCAAAAUCGUUUUCAUCUCUUGUCAUCUCUCUGCACACGCAAAUAAAGUAGAUCAGAGAAAUGAAGAGUUGAGACGCAUAUCAAAUUCACUAAUAUCAAAAGACAAAAGGACACAUGACCUCAUUGUUUGGCUUGGAGAUCUUAAUUACAGGAUCCAAGAUGUCUCUAACCGUCCUGCUCGAUCCCUUAUUCAAAACCAUCUUCAAUCUGUUCUUGUGCGUAAAGAUCAGCUCUUGCAAGAAGCUGAGAGAGGUGAAAUAUUCAAGGGAUAUAAUGAAGGAACUCUAGGGUUUAAACCGACUUACAAAUAC
Brassica oleracea var. oleracea is the source of this 411-nucleotide messenger RNA. RefSeq names its product type IV inositol polyphosphate 5-phosphatase 11-like. The annotation marks the transcript as partial. Lineage: Eukaryota; Viridiplantae; Streptophyta; Magnoliopsida; Brassicales; Brassicaceae. The transcript is spliced from 3 exons. Gene Ontology annotation, molecular function: phosphatidylinositol-3,4,5-trisphosphate 5-phosphatase activity; phosphatidylinositol-3,5-bisphosphate 5-phosphatase activity. The record is from RefSeq and is a predicted model, not a curated record. Gene Ontology annotation, cellular component: plasma membrane. Gene Ontology annotation, biological process: response to abscisic acid; response to salt stress; phosphatidylinositol dephosphorylation.